Messenger RNA from Elaeis guineensis (African oil palm), 2786 nucleotides. RefSeq lists its product as uncharacterized. The record is from RefSeq and is a predicted model, not a curated record. NCBI's taxonomy places the organism in Eukaryota, Viridiplantae, Streptophyta, Magnoliopsida, Arecales, Arecaceae. Gene Ontology annotation, biological process: proteasome-mediated ubiquitin-dependent protein catabolic process. Gene Ontology annotation, cellular component: GID complex. Gene Ontology annotation, molecular function: protein binding.
UGGGCAAUGCUCGUAAGUCAUAUCCAACCCACUGCUAGCCAAACGAGCCCCCGAUCUCACCGUCCUUGAAGACUUGCGAGACAUGAUGCUCCUGGGGAUAUACCAUGGAGGUCUGAGAAGGAAAAAAAAAAAAAAAAAAAAAAAGAAGACUAUUUUAAGGGCGGUAGCCUCUUCGUGGGCGACGUGCUGCUGAUGCUGAAUAAAGCCCCCGAAAAAACAAAAUAACCCAAAAAAAAAAAAACAAAUCUGUCGAACUCUCUUCUCGUUUACGAGCCUCUCUCCGUCCCUGUCUGAGUUCGAUUACGCCGGCCCCGAAGGUCCGUCUCGCUUUUCCCGGCCGCCGGAGAUGCCAGCGUCGGCGACGGGAAACCGGCCGGAUGAGCUGGCGGAGCGCCUCGGCGUGGGCGGCGCCGCCGCGGAGGGGGAGGCCCUGCUGAAGGCGCUGAGGGAGGUGAAGAACCAGAUCAUUGGAAACAAGACCAAGAAGCUCCUCUACCUUCACCUCGGCGCCGUCCCCAGGAUCGUUUCCGUUCUUGCCUCCGCCGCGGGCGGCGGCGAUGCCGCCCUAAUUGUCCAGGCGGCGGCCGCGAUAGGCAGCUUUGCUUGUGGGGUGGAGGAUGGAGUUCGGGCGGUUCUCGAUGCCGGCGCUGUUCUUCACCUCACUCGUAUCCUCUCUCACCCUGAUGAGAAGGUUGUGGAUGCGGGAGCACGGUCGCUUAGAAUGAUAUUCCAGUCAAAGUUGACACCAAAAUAUGAUGUACUUCAAGAGAAAAACAUGAAAUUUCUUCUGUCACUUUUAUACAGAGAGAAUGAAAAUGUGACUGAACUUGCAGCAAGUAUUAUAGCACACUCUUGUGAAAGAAAUGAAGAACAGAAGGCACUCUACGAUGCUGGCAUUUUGCAGAGGCUUGUUAAAUUACUUGGGGGACCUCUAAAUCAAAGGGAUGCUUGUUUAGAAUCUAUAGAAGCAAUUGUCAGAAAUAACUCUGAAGUUGCUCAAAAAUUUGCAUGUAUCGACAAUGGGAAGGCAUUGAGUUCUUUGAUCGAGUUAAUACAGGACAGGUAUCCUAGGACAAGAUUGCUUGCCUGUAUAUGCUUGAUUACUAUCAGACAUGCUUCUCCUUGUUAUGUGCAAGAGAUGCAAAUCAAAACUAAAUUAAUACUAAUAUUGAUCGAGCUCCUUGAAGAACCUGGUAAAGCAGGGGAUGAGGCUCCAUUUGCAUUGACAAAUCUAAUAAUGGAUGAGGAGGAGUUACAUAAGCAGGCCGUUUCUAUUAAUACAGUUGAUAGGCUCUGCAAUUUCUUAUAUAAGGGUCCGAUAGAGGCUAGGCGUCUCCAGGGAAUAUUGCUUGCACUAGCUGAACUUUGCUCAAAAUUGGAAAAGUGUAGAUCUCAGCUUCUAUCUCUGCAGGUGUUAAACUUUAUUGUUGAUGCAUUGAAGCAUGAUUGCACUGACGUUCGUAUUGCAGCAUGCUGCUGUAUCAGGAACAUUUCACGGUCACUGAAGAAUCUGAGUGCAGGCCAUCUUUCCAGUGAAACUGUUGUUGUUCCUUUGGUCCAGCUUUUGCACGAUGAAUCUAGUUCAGUACAGGUUGCUGCGCUUGGUGCUAUUUGCAAUGUGGCUGUCAACUUUGCAACUCGAAAGUCCGUUUUUAUUCAAUGUGGAGGUGUUUCACAGCUUGUUCAACUAUCCAAGUCCAUGGAUCCAACACUCAGACUAAAAUCUGUAUGGGCUUUGAGGAACCUGAUGUUCCUUGCAGACAGAACAGAUAAAGAAUGUGUUCUUAUGGAGCUAACAGCAUCCAAUCUGGCUAGCCUAAUAUGUGAUUCUGAACAUCCCAUUCAAGAGCAGGCCUUGGCCCUGGUUAGCAAUCUCGUUGAUGGAUGUGGAGACCCUUUUGAGCAUGCUUUUGCCGAAGAUAAUGCCAUUAUAAAUGCUCUUGCUAGAAUAUUACAUGGUGCUUCCUCUCCAGGAGUAUGCAUACAGGGAAUGUUUUUGCUUGCUAAUAUUGCGGCUGGGAAUGAGUUUCAUAAGGAGGUGGUGUUGAAUUGUCUUCUUCCACCACAAGCAAACGGGGGCAGCCCCUUGUUCAUUAUUAAGUUUUUGCAGAGCAAGGAAAAUUUACUAAGAGUGGCUUCUGUGUGGUGCAUAGUUAACCUAACCUAUCGAGACAGUUUAUGCUCAUCCACUAGGGUUGCAAGACUCCGAGAUGCUGGGAUAAUAUCUCAAAUAAAAACUAUGGUCAAUGAUCCCUGCUUGGAUUGCAAGCUUCGAGUCAGAAUGGCUCUCGAGCAGUGUAUGGAUUUUGAGAACACUCAGCACGUCCAUUAAUGUCAACUUUUUGUUGUAUAGUUUGCAGUUCUUCUGAAAGAAUGGAACGGAUUAAUGCUCUUUGGAGGACCAUCUCGGUUCCAGUCAAAAGAAUUUAAUGCUUUUAAAGCUACAAGCUGAGAAAAACAGGGGUGGUAGAUGCUGAUUUUGAUCAAGGGGACUUUCAAGGGGCUCAAGGUGAGUUCUAAUGAACUCCAUGUAACAUGUCAUCUUUGUUUUCUUUGAAAUAUUUCAUAUGCUUGAUCCAAACUACAGAAUUUUCUGGGGAGCUGCUGUUAUAGCCUUGAGAUGCAUGUCCAUCCUUGUAGUCCAUUCCUACUGUAAUUGUGUUGGUGCAGGAUCCAUGCGUGCCUGUAAUGAUAACUCGCUUUCAAAGAGAGAGCUGGAACUUCGGGAAAUUUGUGGUGUCUAGUGAACUGAGUUUUGUUGCCCUACAAACUGAUUUUUGUUUCCC